Messenger RNA from Sodiomyces alkalinus F11, 220 nucleotides. RefSeq lists its product as hypothetical. The coding region runs from base 38 to 211 and encodes 57 amino acids. The record is from RefSeq and is a predicted model, not a curated record. The transcript has a single exon. Lineage: Eukaryota; Fungi; Ascomycota; Sordariomycetes; Glomerellales; Plectosphaerellaceae.
UGUCAAAGACCUCUUCUUUGUCCAAGCCUGGACCAAGAUGGUCCACCACCAUCAUUCAAUCGAGGAAACAUACAUAUUCCCUGAGAUUGAGAAGUUCAGCGGGCGGCCGGGCUUCAUGGAUGACCCGAAACAUCAGCACGAGGAGUUUCAUGACGGCAUUGAGAAGCUGGUCACGUAUACUACCACCACACAGCCUGAUAACUACAGAUGAGAGGGCCCC